CACACACACACACACCUCCUUCUCUCGCCUCUCUCCUCUGCUCUCUCAGAGUUGUUCAGACUUGAGGGAGGAAUGGCGGCCCCUCGGAGUUUCUUCAUCUCUCUCUGCGGUUUGUUGCUGGUUUUAUAUUUCUCUUGUGGAUCUACGACCUCAGGAAACAAGAGAGCAAACCAGGAGCGAUGCGGUUACAAGGUGCAGUCUGGUACAGAUGGAGGUCGCAGGUUGGCCGUCACCUUUAGAGCUGACAACUGCUCUUUAAACUACCCGCUGGGGAAACAUGUGAUCCAUGAGGUCACCAACGUGUCCUUUAGCCACCUGGCUUGUGAAGAUCAGGCCGCCGUGGUCGUCCACUGGUCUGCCAGCCCUCUAGGGAUUGAACACAUUAAAGGGUUCAGAGUUUAUCUGGAGAAGAAUCCAGAAGGGAAACAGUGUCAACACCUCAUCCUCAAAGACCCUCGACAGCUCAACUUCUCCUACAAGAACACGAAGCUGAGCAGCCAGCCGUUCAGUGGUUUGACCUUUGACACUGACUACAUGGUUCGUGUCCUUCCCUUCCCGACUCUGAUGAAUGAGAGCUUCUUCCCUCCAUCGUUCCUCAGGACAAACUCGUGUGAAGUCCUCCUGGGAUCAGACAACCUGGUUUGCAAACCAUUCUGGAAGCCAAAGACCCUGAACGUGUCCCAGCUGGGGUCCAACCUUCAUGUGGCGUUCGACCAGGCUCCGGCCUCGUUCGGCUUCCACUUCUACUACCUCUACUACAAACUGAAGCAGGACGGACCUUUCAAACUGCAGCGCUGCAAACCAGACGUAAACCAGCCCAGAACUACAUGCAUCCUCCAGGACGUCACUCCGGGGACCUACACUAUAGAGCUAAGAGACGACAGUAACACGACCAGGAGGCAGACUCAGUACCAUGUCAGCCAAGUCCACUCCCCCUGGGCGGGGCCUAUUCGUGCGAUGGCCAUCACAGUGCCUCUGGUUAUCAUGUCUGCUUUCGCCACUCUCUUCACUGUCAUGUGCCGCAAGAAACAGCAAGAAAACAUCUACAGCCAGCUGGACGAAGAGAGCAGUGAGUCGUCCAAUCACAGUGCAGCAUUGAACGCGGAGCGGCCAUGGCCUCGCCCCAAAGUCUUCAUCUGUUACUCCAAUAGAGACUGUCCUAAACACACCAGCGUCAUCCAGAGCUUCGCCUACUUCCUGCAGGACUUCUGCAACUGUGAGGUUGUCCUUGAUCUGUGGGAACACCUGGAGAUGUGCAAAGAAGGUCAGAUGUCGUGGCUCAGCAGACAGCUGGACGAAGCCAACUUCAUCAUCACUGUCUGCUCAAAAGGCCUACGCUACUACGUGGAAAAGAAAAGCCGCAGAGGGAAGACACCAGUCAGUCGGCGUAGUAACAGCAGCAGCAGCAGCUCUUCGAUUGGUGGAUCAAGUGGCGACCUGUUCAUUGUGGGUGUGGCCAUGAUUGCUGAGACGCUGCGGUUGGCAAAGCAGAGCGAGGAGGGCGAAGCUCAGGAGUUGAACCGCUACAUGACGGUUUACUUUGACUAUUCAACAGAAAACGACAUCCCUACCAUGUUGAGCCUGGCUCCCAGGUUUAAGUUGAUGGACCAGCUGCCUCAGCUCUAUAGUCGACUCCACUCCAGUCAGUCCAGUUUGGCGGAUCGUGAGUCACAGCCUCUCAAUGUCUCCAGGAGGAACUACUUCAGGAGUAAAUCCGGACGCUCGCUCUACGUUUCCAUCUGCAACAUGCACCAGCACAUCAGCCAGAACCCUGACUGGUUUGAGAAGCAGCUGGCUCCUUCGGGAGCUUCCUCAGCCUCCUCCUCAAAACAUUCUCCUGUCCCUGCUGACCCAGCUCCAAGCCCUCCACCAAAGCCUCACUGCUCCUCCUCCUCGUCUCAACCCGAGCAGAGGUUUGACUCCGGCUUGGUGCUGAAUGAGGUGGUGGUGAAGACGCCAUUGCUGGAGGGAGGAAAGGGAGAGCCGAGGAGGAAUAUGCUCCUGCUAGCACCCGGCUCCAGUCCCAGCCUUAACAUAGGAUCCAGCCACAGUCCCAGUCCCAGUCCUGGUCUCUGUCCAAGUCCAGGUCUGCCACACUGCUCUCUGUCCAUGCUGGGACCCAAUUCGAGGUCUUCUUCUGGAAUAUCUGGACUGUUACCAGAGGAAUCUCCCUCCUCCUCUGCUCCCUCCAUCCUCGAGGAUGUGGUUUGCCCCAUUGUCUCCGCUCAGGCAGAAGAAGGUGGUUCUUCCCCUCCAGAGCUCCCUCCUCCUCGUGAUUCAGGCAUCUAUGAUUCGUCGGUCCCAUCCUCAGAGCUUUCUAUUCCCUUAAUGGAGGGACUGUCACAUGACCAGGCUGACUCCUCCUCCCUGGCCGACAGUGAAUCAUCUUCUUCCGGGCUGGGUGACGAGGAGCCGCCUGCUGUCACAUUGCUGCGCUGCAGUGCCGCUACAGUUUGUAAAGCUGAGCUACACCACCAUCACCACCUGGAGCACAGUGACGGACUUACAACUGUGGCGUCAUUGUAGGGUACAGACACCUCCUACCAGUCAAAAGACAACUAGCCCAGUGAUGUCAUCACACGGCCAAAGAAAUCUAUUGGUCUUGGAUCUGGACCCCUUCUUAAAAGUGCUGUUGUCCCUUCUUCAUGGAAACAAAACUGGAAUUAAUUAAAAGGCACUGCAGUGGUUCACCUAUGGACAUUACUAGGGAGAGUUCUAGGUUAAUGGUCCCCAGUAACUAUGGUAACUACAGAGUUAAACAUUUACUAGAACAUUAGUCACUGGUGACUAUAAUAACCACUGUGUCAAGAACACUAAUCCCUAUUAACUGUGGUAACCCUGGAGUCAGAACACUAGACCUUGGUAACUGUAGUUACUGCAGAAUUCUACAACACCAGUUGUUGGUAACUGUGGUAACCACUGACUCUAGAACACUAGUUGUUGGUAACUGUGGUAACCGCACGAUUCUAGAACACUAGUCCUUGGUAACUAUGGUAACCACUGCAUUCGAGAGCAACAGUCCCAAGUAAUUUUGGUAACCACUGUUUCUAGAACACUAUUUACUGGUAUCCAUGGUAACCACUUUGUCUAGAACACUUGUCCUUGGUAACUAUGGUAACCACUGCAUCUAGAACACUAGUACUUAGUAAAUAAGGUACUUUGUUCGCCUCGCUGGUCGCCCUGCCUGGAUGAUUUUUGAAGGACUGGAUCUCCAGAUGCUGCAGAAUGGAUCAGGUCAAACCAAAGACUGCCUCAGCACUGCGUCUUGAUUGAUUGAUAGACAGCUGGCUCAUGUAUGACUUCAUGUUUGGUACCAAAUGCUGAAAAAAAACUGUUCAAGCACUUUUCGAUGCAGAAACGCAGGAAGACAACACAUCAAACAUGUUCAGAUGUUCUGUGGAAACACCAAGGUGAAAGCUGCUGAAUGUAUCAAGGGUGUAGUUUAAUAUGGCAUUUUUUGUAUUAUUCUAAACAUUGAACCACAUGUUCAUCCAUGAAUGUGAAUGGAGGAGCAUUUUUUAUUAAGAAGGGAACUGCCCCAAAACAGUUUAUAAUAGAACAUUUUAUCAAUAUUCAUCAGUUUAAGGAGCAGUGAGUUUCAAUGGCAUACCUUAUUUUAUUUUUCUAAAUGUUUGUUGACAAUGACUCGUUCUUGGAGCAGCAAGUAACCCGAUGACCACUGUCUAAUAAAUCAGAAAUCAUUAAACUGUCAAAUGUACUAAAACCUGCAAAUGUGAUAUAAUAUGGUGGAAGAGUUGUGUGAAUUGUGUGUUAAUUUGAAAUUUAGUUUUUAUUAAAUUUUAUUUUCUCUGCAUUUUUAUUCACAAAUUCGGAACGUACAAUUCAAAUUAGUUUUUCUGGUGGCGCCCCUCCUACACCGUAACGUAUUGAGUGCUGUGGUUACAUUGUUGAAGUUUGUGGUUAUGUAUUUUAAGGUAUUGAAUAUUAAUGUUACAUUUAUAGUUAUGUAUUUCUCAAUGCUUUGUAAUCCUUUUCUAACAUUGUUGCAGGAAGCAGCGAUAAUGAGGGCAUUAUGAAAAGUGACUCUUGUUCUACCAUUACUAAAGAUGCCACUAUGGAAGCCCAUUAUGCCAGGACAAGCAGUAAAUUCAUCAAGUGUUCAUUUGUCAAAGGAAAUUAUGAAAUAGUGUCUCAAUUUUAAAUUACGUUUAAGUAAGAAUCAUGAGAUAUGAAGCUAAAAAUUUGUCCGACCCCACAAAGUAAGUCACUAUUUUGAUUUUAACAACUUGCUCCUACUUUUUCAUCAUUUUCAUGACAUGGUACAAAUGGGCUUUCAUACAAUUCCCAAUUAAUGAUCUCAUGAGCAUAUUUCAUAUCUGACAUACUGUAUGUACAAGGCUGUUUUGUUCUGUGUUUAAAGUUUUAUAAAGUCUUUUAUAUUUUCUGACUCAAAUGUUUGAGUUGCUGCUGAAGGCUGACCGACGGCUUCUGGUUUAUCGGCAGGUUUGAGUUUGUUGGAAUGGAAGAUUCAGCAUUUCCUACUUGUAAAUAUUUUUAAAAAACAUUUUUUUUCCUGGAAAUGUCUGUUUUGCUUCAAUUUUGGAUAGUUAGACUUUUGUUUUACUAUUUUUCUUAGGAAUGUACUGUUUUAUAGUACCUAGGUAAAUCCAUCUAAUAAAACAUUCCUCUUUUAUCAUC
Molecule: messenger RNA, 4659 nt
Organism: Larimichthys crocea (large yellow croaker)
Lineage: Eukaryota; Metazoa; Chordata; Actinopteri; Sciaenidae
Gene: il17rd
Product: interleukin 17 receptor D
Exons: 16
Coding region: 73-2526 (817 amino acids)
Molecular function (GO): protein binding; interleukin-17 receptor activity
Source: RefSeq, a predicted model, not a curated record